Messenger RNA from Colletotrichum phormii, 1699 nucleotides. Its product is annotated as apurinic endonuclease. Gene Ontology annotation, cellular component: mitochondrion; nucleus. The transcript has 3 exons. Gene Ontology annotation, molecular function: DNA binding; zinc ion binding; phosphoric diester hydrolase activity. Gene Ontology annotation, biological process: base-excision repair. Bases 109 to 1515 code for a protein of 468 amino acids. NCBI's taxonomy places the organism in Eukaryota, Fungi, Ascomycota, Sordariomycetes, Glomerellales, Glomerellaceae. The record is from RefSeq and is a predicted model, not a curated record.
AAUCGCUUCCUCUUCCUUUCAAUCUUUUGAGAAUUGUUUUUUCUUAACAUCAAUCUCUUUGCGAAAGACCAUCCAUCUCGGCGCAAAUUGAGAAGACGAGAAAAAACCAUGCCUCCCCGCACUUCUGCACGCAGAAAGGCGCAAGCAGUCGUCGAGACCAAGGUCGAAGAGACAAACACCACGAAGACGAACGGAGCCAAGAGCACGGCUGUUGCUGCUACGAAGACGAAGACCAUCACCGCAAAGAAGCCAGCGGCAAAGCGCAAGGUCUCUUCGGACGACGAGCACGAGGCCUGCGGAAGUUGCGCCGAGGAAGAGGAAGAGAAGCCCGCGAAGAAGAGGAAGACUGCAGCAGCGAAGGGCAAGGCGAAGAAGGAGGACGAUAUGCCGUUGGCAGACAGGACAGCGGUGUCUUCCCUCAAGAGGGCGAUGUACAUUGGCGCUCAUGUCAGCGGUGCUGGCGGUGUACAAAACUCGAUUCAGAAUGCCGUCAACAUCGGUGCCAAUGCUUUCGCCCUGUUUCUCAAGUCACAGAGGAAAUGGGAGAGCCCUCCCCUGGCAGCCGACGCAAAAGACCAAUUCGUCUCCCUCGCAAAGGAAAAUGAUUACGAUGCCGGCGCACAUGUCCUCCCCCAUGGCUCAUACCUCGUCAACCUCGCCCAGGCGGACGCCGACAAGGCGAAGCAGGCAUACAAGAGCUUCAUAGAUGACUUGCAACGGUGCGAGCAGCUGGGCAUCAAGCUGUACAACUUCCACCCGGGCAACACGGGAGGAGAGGCUCGCGAGGAGGCGUGCGGACGUAUCGCCACACAGCUCAAUACCGCGCACAAGGCGACGAAGAAGGUGAUUACCGUGUUGGAAAAUAUGGCAGGGACCGGGAACGUCAUUGGCACAAAGUUUGAGGACUUGAAGCAAAUCAUUGACAAGGUCGAGGAUAAGGAGCGAGUCGGCGUAUGUAUUGACACAUGCCAUGCAUUUGCUGCGGGAUACGACUUACGGACGCCGGAAACAUUCCACGAGACGAUGAAGGAGUUUGACGAUGUUAUUGGUAACAAGUACCUCAAGGCUUUCCAUCUCAACGAUAGCAAGGCACCCUUCGCCUCCCACCGCGACCUCCACGCCAACAUCGGCACAGGCUUCCUCGGCCUCCGCGCCUUCCACACCCUCGUCAACUACGAGCCCUUCCAGAACCUCCCCAUGGUCCUCGAGACGCCCAUCGACCACAAGGACGCAAACGGUAAGACCGUCGAAGACAAGAAGGUGUGGGCGGACGAGAUCAAGCUCCUUGAGAGCAUGAUUGGCAUGGACGCCGAGAGCGAAGAGUUCAAGACGCUCGAGGCGGAGCUGCAGAAGAAGGGCGCGGGAGAGAGGGACAAGAUACAGGACCAGGUCGAUCGCAAGGCCGAGAAGGAUGCCAAGAAGGGGACCAAGGGGGCCAAGGGUGCCGCGAAGAAGGGCGCGGCGGCUGGAAAGGGUAGGAAGAAGAAGGUUGAGAGUGAUGAUGAGAGCGAGUGAGAAGACUGAACUGGCUUGAAUGUCUGGACUGUGUAUCAAUAUGUACCUCAUGAACCCCAUGGAUAGAUAGCUGAGUACUUUACGUGCAAACUCCAAUUAUAAAUUCGGACCAACAACUGAGAGACGACAUAGUUCAGUGACAGACUUGAUGCCUCUGAGACUUAUGUGACACUCCAGGACAUCU